Messenger RNA from Sporisorium graminicola, 1758 nucleotides. RefSeq lists its product as uncharacterized. NCBI's taxonomy places the organism in Eukaryota, Fungi, Basidiomycota, Ustilaginomycetes, Ustilaginales, Ustilaginaceae. The transcript has a single exon. The record is from RefSeq and is a predicted model, not a curated record. Bases 1 to 1758 code for a protein of 585 amino acids.
AUGAUCAACAACGCCCUCCGAAGCCUCGUAUACUCUGUCACCGAAGAAGCGCUCGACGACGUUCACGAGCACAACUUUGCCAUGGCUACCCAAGCGCAGCAGAUCGAUCCUUACGAGUGGCACUACACAGGCAAGGAUGUGUGGAAGCGCACCUGCCUGGGCCACGAAGCGGCUGCUUCGUUCAACCAGAACAUCGCCCACGGUCACACGGAGCUCUCGCCCUACGCAAGCUUGCGCAUCCACCAUCCUAGCUCGUCACACAUUGCUGGCACCGAGCUCGAGCUGGACGAGCUGGUAGCACGCACAAGACAGGCAUGGAUCCAAACACGAUACCUGCGACCAGAGGUGGCGGUCGAGCUGGACCGACACACGGAUGCAACCCAGCCCCAGACCAUGUCGUACACCGUGUUGCGCGACGAGGAGUCGUUGCAGCAGUGGCUCGACGAGACCUUGGUGGUCAAGCGCCUGGGCUACCCCGAGGUAGAGACCAUGGAAGAGCUGGCUUCGUACACCUACAAUCGACCUCUGCCGACCAAGGGCAAGAAAGCGAUGCUGUACCUGGCGCUUCCCAAGCUUGGGGACACCGACCGCAGCGCUCAUCUUAUCAUGAACAUCUCUCAUGCUGUCACGGACGGAGGAAGCAUCUUUGAUUGCUUUAACGUAUUGCUACAGUGCAUGAUCGAUGCUACCCCCUCGGCACCGUACGACGCCACCUACACGCCAAGCACCUUCGAGCUCAACGUGCUGCCGCGCCUGCCACGCAGCAUCGUGUCGGCUUAUCGACAGCAGCACAAGCCCAAGACCGAGGAUGUUGCAGCGGCCACCAAGGCAUGCACGGACAACAUGCGCCUUAUCUCGGACAAGAUGAACCAAUCGCUGGCGUUGCUGCCAGCAUCCAAGUGGACCGAGCGCAAACACGAGACCGUCUGCCUCACCAAGGUGUUGGAGCCCGAGCAGACACGCGAUCUGUUCAAGUUUGCCAAGCUGCAGCACACGGGGAUCACGUACCUUGCAUCGGCUGCCACGAUUCUGGCGACUGCCGAGACGUAUCCGGAGCGCAAAGCUUCGAGCCAAGGCGCGUUGAUGGGCAUGGUACGCAACGGUCGACGAUGGGUGUCGAGCGCAUCGAUCCCGCUCGGCUCGGACGCCGUGUUUCUGUGGAUUCCUGUUAACACGCACGUUUCGCUGGAGCCGAGUUACAAUCGACUGACGGACCUCGUCUCUACCGCACGCCAGAUCCGCAGCGAGCUCGACAAGCACUUGACCACGGCGCACUGCAUCUCUUCGUUCCCCACGGUAGCCGAUGCGUCGAUCGGAGGGCUGCAGCAGCAGUGGUCCGAAAUCCACUCUGCGCACGCCCGCUCUUCUUCGAGCCAAAAGAAGCUCGACAGUAUCAUUGGAGCUCAAGCACCUGGCUUUUCCAGCGUGGGUGUGAGCUCGGUGGCCGCGCGUUUCCAGCCGAUUUCGGCCAGCGCCCGUGCCUCGGGACUGUGGCUGGAGCGUUGGGACUUUGGACACACGGGUCGCCAGGUCAACGCCUCGCCCUGGAUCAGCAUGCUCAGCACCGACGGCAAGAUCAAGCUGCAGCUGGGCUUCGACGCCAAGUUCCACGAAGUGGAAAAGAUGCACGAGUGGCUGGACCGUACGUUUGCCUGGAUGCAGAUCUGCGCCGCCGCCGCUUCUCUUACCGCCACCACAGUCCCGCCGUCGCCUGCUACUUCUGCGUCGCUCAACGCACCUGUUGCUGCUCGACUCUAA